AUGGAUCAGUCGACUGGAUGGCAGUUUUACUGGUACCAACACACACAGAAACAUCAGAAAAACACAACAGACACAAACUCCUACACAGUGAACAUUGAUUCAGUGUCUGAUGGAGACAGUGGUAAAUACACCUGUAGAGGAACGACAAGAGACGGACAAAACUCAGAGAUCAGUGAUGCUGUUACACUGACUGUGUCAAAUGAAACAGAGGCAGUUUUAAGUGUUUCUCCACAGAAGUGGCUGACUGAAGGAGAUUCAGUGACUCUGAUCUGUGAGGUUUACGGCUCCUCUACAGGAUGGACUUUCAGCUGGUACAGAGAUGAUAAUGACUGCAAAUAUAAAGUCCUGUCAGACAGCAGCAGAGGAGCUGGAGGAAACUACACUCUCAGUUCUGCUGCUGUAAAUCACACAGGAGUUUAUAAGUGCAGAGGAGAGAGAGGAGAACGAGCGUAUUACACAGAGUACAGCAACACACAGACACUAUGGGUCACUGGUGUCUCUCCUUCAGUCUCUCUGAUCAUCAGUCCCAACAGAACUCAACACUUCACAUCUGAAUCUCUCUCUCUGAGCUGUGAGGAUCAGAGUAACUCUACUGGAUGGACAGUGAGAAGAUACACAGACAGUGGAUAUCUGCAAGAUUGUUCAUCAUCAAUAUACUGGGGAUCACAAACAGGAUCUACAUGUAGAAUCAGUUACACCUACACAUCUGGAGUGUACUGGUGUCACUCUGAAUCUGGAGAGAUCAGUAAUCCUGUUAAUAUCACAGUACACCAUGGUGAUGUGAUUCUGGAGAGUCCUGUUCAUCCUGUGGCUGAAGGAGAUUCUCUGACUCUACGCUGUUUAUAUCGAUAUAAAAACCCAUCAGUCCUCACAGCUGAUUUCUAUAAAGAUGGAUCCCUCCUCCAGAAGCAGACUACAGGAGAGAUGAUCAUCCCUACUGUCUCAAAGUCACAUGAGGGUUUCUACUCCUGUAAACACACAGAGAGAGGAGAGUCACCCAAGAGCUGGAUCUCAAUCAGAGGUGAAACUGAACUGAACAACUAA
Xyrauchen texanus (razorback sucker) is the source of this 1044-nucleotide messenger RNA. Its product is annotated as B-cell receptor CD22-like. The coding region runs from base 1 to 1044 and encodes 347 amino acids. Gene Ontology annotation, molecular function: transmembrane signaling receptor activity. The transcript is spliced from 5 exons. Gene Ontology annotation, biological process: cell surface receptor signaling pathway. NCBI's taxonomy places the organism in Eukaryota, Metazoa, Chordata, Actinopteri, Cypriniformes, Catostomidae. The record is from RefSeq and is a predicted model, not a curated record.